Molecule: messenger RNA, 1006 nt
Organism: Lactuca saligna
Lineage: Eukaryota; Viridiplantae; Streptophyta; Magnoliopsida; Asterales; Asteraceae
Source: the annotation of a GenBank genome assembly
UUAGAUUAAACUAGGGAUCCCAUUAAAGUAUGCCAAACUUUAAAGCAAAACUUCCGUUUUUGCCCUUAUUCAUGAGCCUCCUUACCUCCUAUAAAUUCCAACAACACUCUUUCCCUCCCCUUCACUAAACAGUAAACACAAAAAAGCAUUGCAUCAGGUGGGUACCAUUGCAGCAAUGGAAAAGCCACAUGCCAUUUGUAUCCCCUAUCCAGCACAAGGCCACAUCAAUCCCAUGAUGAAACUUGCCAUACUCCUUCACUUUAAGGGCUUCCAUAUCUCCUUUGUCAACACCCAUUACAACCAUAAGCGCCUGCUACGAUCUCGAGGUCCUUCUACCCUUGAUGGUCUGCCGGAUUUUCGUUUCUACUCUAUCCCUGAUGGCCUUCCGCCAUCUGAUGUUGAUACCACACAGUCAAUCCCCGCCCUCUUUGAAUCCCUUCCUAACCACAGUUUGGAGCCUCUCUGUGAGCUGAUCACUAACCUUAAUGGUGGCGAGGAUUCCGAUGUGCCACCAGUGACAUGUAUUAUAUCUGAUGGGUGCAUGAGCUUUACUCUUUCAGCUGCCGACAGGUUUGGGUUGCCCGAAGUAUUGUUCUGGACGCCAAGUGCUUGCGGGCUUUUGGGUUACACUCACUAUCGUGAACUUGUUCAGAGGGGGUAUAUUCCCCUCAAAGAUAUGAGCGACAUGGCAAAUGGGUAUUUGGAAACAAGCUUGGAUUGGAUUCCUGGAAUGAAUAACAUCCGACUAUGGGACUUACCGAGCUUCAUUCGAACCACAGACAUAAAUGACAUCUUGUUCACCUAUCUUAUGACCGAGGUAGAGAAUCUCCCUAGAGGCGCCACUAUUGUGCUCAACACAUUUGAUGCCUUAGAACAAGAUAGUGUUAACCCCUUAAUUGCAAUAAACCCACAAACCUUCACCAUAGGCCCACUACACUUGAUGCAACAACAUAUUCACGAUGAUCGACUUAAAAACAUAGGAUCCAAUCUUUCGAAAGAAGAUUAG